Molecule: messenger RNA, 1533 nt
Organism: Cuscuta epithymum
Lineage: Eukaryota; Viridiplantae; Streptophyta; Magnoliopsida; Solanales; Convolvulaceae
Source: the annotation of a GenBank genome assembly
CAUCAAUAUAUAUAAUCGGCUAAUCAAUAUGAUUAGCCAAGCCUUUUCUUCCAGUUUACUCUCUUUCAUGGUAUCAGAUACCUCAAUCUUUUGAUUGAUUUUUUAAUCGAUCCCACCCAAUUCAAUCAUGCCGUCAUCUAGUACCUCUGGCUCUCAUCUCAUUCCUACCCAGCAGGAUCUCCCGCAGCUAAUCUCCCUCAAUGCUUCCACUCAGAUUCCUGUAAAAUUGUCCAAAGAUGGCAGCAACUUUUCCUCUUGGAAAUCUCAACUUACCAAUCUUUUGUUCGGAUACAAUCUCCUUGGUUAUGUUGAUGGUUCUACACCUUGUCCCGCCUCCUCCGAUGCCAAUUAUUCCUUUUGGCAGCGUCAAGAUCGUCUUAUCCUUCUUGCCCUCCAAUCCACCGUGGCUGUCACCCUUAGUCCAAUCAUCAAUGUAUGCACUACCUCUGCCUCAGCAUGGACUAAGCUUCAAACUAGCUUCGCCAAUUCCUCUACAACCAGGAUGCUCUCUCUUUUAUCCUCCCUGAUGACUACAAAAAAGGCCGGUCGCUCUGUUGCAGAUUACAUGGCCACUAUGCGUACUUUCAUUGAUGAUUUAGCCACCAUCGACCAUCCUCAGAGUACUGGACAGAUUGCCUCGUAUGUUCUUAAUGGAUUAGGCGGUGAAUACAAGGACCUUGUUGGUGCCCUUCGUGUUCAAUCGUCUCCUCCUACAUUUGAGCAACUAAGAGAUUUUCUAAUUGAUGCCGAGAUUCUUGCCGGUGAUCAAAAUCUCAGCCUGGAUAUCCCCAUCUCUGCCCAGUACACUCAAUGUCGUGGUCGCCCUUCUAACCCCCGUGGCCGUGGUCGCUCCCAGGGCUCUCUCCCAUCUCGCCAUCAUCAUGGAUUUGGCUCUGCCUCUGCCUCUACCGGAGACUUCAACAAUCGAUCCUCUUCCUCGGUUAUUUGCCAAUUAUGUGACAAGUCAGGACACUCUGCCAAAAAUUGCUAUAGCCAUUUUCCUCCUGCAGCCAAUGCUACGUCUACCUCCGUUGCCAAUCCAACAACUCCCAAUUGGCUUUUGGAUACUGGUGCCACCCAUCAUAUAACUUCAGAUCUCAACAAUCUUCAAAUUCACUCCGAUUAUAAUGGGCCUGAUUCUGUGAUGUUGGGUGACGGUAAAAGAUCUACUCACGGGGGCAUCCUUGGUCCAAGGCCGGAGUAAAAAUAAUCUCUACGUUUGGCCGAGUCUAUCUCCUCAAGCCAACCUCACCACCUCUCAAUUAUGGCAUCACCGUCUUGGUCAUCCGUCUACUCACAUACAACGUCAACUUUUUCCUCAGCAUCAGUCUUUAGCAUCAUGUGAUUCAUGUAUUCAAGCCAAAAUGCAUAAAUUACCUUUUUCAUAUUCAUCAAUAAAAUGUACCCGUCCAUUUCAGUAUUUGUAUACGGAUGUAUGGGGUCCAUCUCCUGUUACCUCUAUUAAUAAUGAACGAUAUUAUGUUCUGUUUAUUGAUUAUUAUUCAAAAUACACUUGGCUAUUUCCUCUCAAAA